Molecule: messenger RNA, 267 nt
Organism: Zygotorulaspora mrakii
Lineage: Eukaryota; Fungi; Ascomycota; Saccharomycetes; Saccharomycetales; Saccharomycetaceae
Exons: 1
Coding region: 1-267 (88 amino acids)
Biological process (GO): negative regulation of ATP-dependent activity
Cellular component (GO): mitochondrion
Molecular function (GO): ATPase inhibitor activity
Source: RefSeq, a predicted model, not a curated record
AUGCUAGUGCGCUCUACAGUUACUCGUUCCAUCAGAUUGCCAGCCAGAAACUGUGCUGUCGCCAGAUUCUAUUCCGAUGGCGCCAGCGAUGGCCCAAUUGGCACCGGCGGGUCCGACAACGGAUUCCUCAAGAGAGAAAAAGCCAAGGAAGACUACUUCGUCAGACAGCAUGAAAAGGAACAGCUGCAACACCUCAGAGAGCAGUUGAAGGAACAACAAAAGAAAAUCGACCAUUUGACGAACCAAAUCAAAUCGUUGAGCAAGUAG